CACACACACACACCCACACAAACACUUACACAGACACUUGACUUUAACUGGGCACAACAGCACAGACACACAGGAGUGCAGGGAGAAAGUGUCUUUAACGGGUUUCUGCAAUAUCACACAGGCUGCCUGAAUGUGACGCAACAACGCUGCACGACAACGCCGACCGUUUGAGGUGGGCUGGCUGCAGUGAUGUCCAGAUCCACAAAAUCUGCCUCGAGAUCUCGGAGCCGGUCAAGGUCCCGGUCAAGAUCCCGCUCCACAUCUCGCUCCAGAAGUCACUCAAGAUCCCGCUCUAGGAAGCGCAGAUACGGCUCUAGGUCUCGGUCACGGUCAAGAUCUCAUUCUCCACCUCAUAACCGGGAGAAGAAAUAUCCGAGAGGAUACCAAAACAAUCGUGAGUUCCGGGGCUACCACCGUGGCUUCCGGAGGCCAUACAACUUCAGGGGCCGAGGGCGGGGCUAUUUCCCACGUGGACGCUACCAACGUGGAGGUGGUGGGUGUGGUGGUGGCUAUAACAAUAACAACAACUUCCGCCCCAACUGGAAGAAUUACAAGCAACACCCUCAAAAACAGCAACAGCAGCAACAGCAGCAGCAAAACUAUUCACGAGGGCGAUUUCACAACCUCCAGAAACACUCAGGAAGCCCCCCUCGUGGUCACUCUCACCACUCUGACCGAUCCUCCUCGCCAUUAUCCAGACACUCACACCAUUCUUCCUCUUCCUCACACUCCUCCUCUCCUAAAUGUAGGGAAACCUUGUUGCCGACUAAACAAAACUCUAAAGAUGUGAAAGAGGAAUUCUCAGCCUCCAAGGAGGUCCAAAAGGGAGGAGGGGGAGAUGGGGAGGCAGCGGAGCUCAUUGGGGUGUUAGCAGGAGAUGCCAAAGAAGGCGCAGGCAGUGGGAAAACUGAGGGGAACUGGCAGGGCCUGAAAGACUGCAGCAGCAGUCCAAAAAGAAUGAGUGCUCUGGCAAGCUCUGCUGUUAUUGUUGGUCAGAACAGCCAAACUCCUAACCGGUCUAGUCCCGCCCCUAAAAUCACCAAUGAUAUCAGCAAUGGCGCCCCCUCCUGGCAGACUGUGUGUAGUUCAUCCUCAACAAAAAAAAACCUUCAUGAAGGUCUAAAUCCAAUGCUUUCCAGCUUUGACUUCUUCUCCAACGAGGAAUACCUGGAUGGAGAUAAAACGGCGAUCUCCAUUGCCUUCGGAAAGUUUUUGGAAGAGCAAAAUAAAAAAGCAAAAUCUUGGGAAAAUGGCAAGAACACAGAAGCCAAUGAUGUGGAUAUGGAACAAGGCAAAGUAAAUGGCAAAGCAUCUGCAAUUAUCUCUGACUCAGUGUCAAAAAAGUACAAAGAGGACAUUGAUGGUGAAGUGUCUUUAAGCAGCUUUUUGAAAGCUUCUCCUUUUCUGUCUGCUGAUGGGGAGGAAGAAGAGGAGCUAACCAAGCCUCUUUCAAAGUCACUUCACAAAGACAAGCACAAUGGGGACGAGUCCUCUAAGCCAAAGAGCAAGGUCACUCAUUCGGCUCGGGAACUGUUUGAAGAAUGCUUUGGCAAAUGGCAGAAUGUGGCCUAUUCACAGGUAGCCAACAGUGACCUUGACUCCAUGGCAGAGGACAUAUAUCUCAGCCGAAAGCAGGACAAAGCAGCAGCCAUUGCUGCUGCCCUCGCCAAGAAGGAGCUAGCAGGAAAGUUUGAGGAACUGUCCACAGACAUGGGUGGUAAAGCCAGGAAGAUGGCAAAAUCUCCCUCCAUCCCAUCACCUACACCACCACCAAGGAUAAACUCUGACAGAGAGAUGUUUAUGAUGAGGAGUGAGUACUCACCUUUCAUGUCCUCAAGACAACAGGAAGCAAAAUUAAAUGUCCGGAUGGAUCUUCUUGGAGAUAGCCUGAUGAGCUCUUCAGAUAUUUUAGCUGAGGAGCGACAGUUGUCUCAGGAUCUUGUGCAGUCCUCAAAAAAGGAUCAGGAGUUUCGCUCCAUCUUUCAACAUGUUCAGAAUGCUCCAUUAAAGAGGAGUCCCUCUGAGCUGUUUGCUCAACACAUUGUCACUAUUGUUCACCACAUUAAAGCUCAGCACUUUCCAUCUUCUGGAAUGACUCUAAACGAGCGAUUCACCAUGUACCAAAGACGAGCUGCAGAGAAGGAAAUGAUGAAGCCAAGAAAAAGCCCAGAGAUACACAGGAGAAUUGAUGUUUCGCCAAGAGCUUUUAAGAAACACUCUCAACUUUUUGAGGCGAUGAAAAGCUCAGAGGAUGGCACUUACAAGGACGGCGGGGAAAAAAUGAAGGGUGAGCCAAUGGAUCUUCGUUUGGAUAUAGAGCGCCGUAAAAAAUAUCCCACCCAUGAAAGAGAUUAUAAUCAGGAUCAGGGAAGAGAUAUUGGAGAUUCCCCAGAUUCUAGUAGAGAGAGAUCUGUGGAAAAGUUCUCCAAAUGCCACGAGAAAUCAAAGAAAAGUAAGAAGAAGCGCUCUCGCUCGAGUUCGUCCUCGUCUUCCUCAUCUUCCAAGUCCCAAAAAGAUGAUUUGUCCCAUGGCAAGUCUGAACCCAAAGAUAAAGCCUUUGACAGGUCCCGACUGGGUCAAAGGGAGUCACUAGCAUUAGUUGAAAGAGGAAGGCCACGUGGAGGAUUUCAAGUCCGAAUUCGUGGAAGGGGCUGGAACCGAGGCAAUUAUCAGGGAAACUGUUCACAAAGUAACAACAUGCCAAAUGUGGCAAUACACCCAAAAAAUGAAGACUGGGACCCAGAGUACACUCCCAAGAGCAGAAAAUACUACUUGCACGAUGACAGAGAUGGGGAGACAAUGUUCAAGUUGGUGGACAACAGAGGGCGAGGCCGGGGAGGCUUCUUGCGUGGAAGGGCACGAUUCCUCAUCCGCAAAACCAACACUAACACCAUCAGCCCCAAAUGGGCCCAUGACAAGUUCCAGGUCAAUGGGGAGCAAGGUGGCGAGGAGGAAGAGACAGAACAGGACCAUAAAGGAGAAAUUGAUGGAGAGAAUACUUGAGCAGUGAAGCAAUGUGCUGAAAAUCUAAAUUUACGUCUGUUAUUAGGGGAUCUGACUCUGAAUUCUAUCCAUCACUAUGGAUUCAUUAAUUCAGAUUAAAAUUUUUAAGACUAAGCUAUCACUAAUAAGACUUUUAUGCUUUAAUUUUAUCGUAGGAUACUCAUUCGGACUUGAGCUGACCAUUUUCCACACAAGGAUUACAACUCAUAAUUAGUAGAAGCACUGUUUCGGGGUGAACUGCUGUUUCUCAUAAGAUUUCAGAUUAUGUUACAUGUUUUGUCUUUUUUUGCUUUAUAUAGUAAAGUGUAAUUUUUUCCUGGGGAUUUUGGUAGUUUUUACACGUUGAUGAUAAAAAAAAAAGAGUCCUCAAUGACAUUUGUAUUUUUAAGUAGCAAGAGAAGAUCACUUUGUAGAUCAAAUCAGCUUGUGUCUUGCAAAUAAAGAAAUGUUUUGUGAGUGGGAUACACAAUAAAUAUGAGUACUGAUGAAUGCAUUAAAAUCUACUCCAAUUACCCAACUAUGAGUUAAAAAAAAAAAGAAAAGCAGGCUUGUUGUUUUGAAAUGUGUCUGGAUUAUAAUGACAGCAAGAAGUACACUGUAGUUCAUGUUGACAUUGAAAACAUCACUGUUUAGCCAAUUCAGCGCUCCACAAUGACCCUGAUCUGACAAUGGGACCAAACUGUAUGGGGUCGCAGGUUACACUUGCAGUCUUUCAUUACACAACAUUCAACAGAUCUACAAUACUAGCUUGCAGCAUAGGAGACUGUUACAAGGAUAACUACCUGUACAUUUAACAUGUUCAUUAAACAUUUUGCUGUCAAAGAUGUCUAUACUUUAAAGUAGCUCUUUGAUUGAUUUUGGAUACCACUUAUCAAUGUAUAAUAUUGAUAGUGAUUAUAUGUUUUCCUCCAAAGACAUUCAUUGUAGUUUUUGUACCUGCUUAGGCAGGCGGGAUUUUGACUUUGUAAAGGUGAAUUUGUUCUUAAUGCUUUAGACUGUAAUGUGUUUUUCAUUUGCUAAUUUCAAACAUUUCUUCAGCUAAUGAUGAUUUAAUCAAUUACACAAAUUGUGUGCAACUGUGUCAUUGUGAUAAAAGAGGCUAAAAAUUAGCAUUGAAGUAGUUUAGUAGAAAAAAAAUACAGGGUAGUGUGUUUGACAAGAAUUAUAGUUUGUCUAAUCUUAGAAUAACAAUAUUUUUUCAGUGCAUAUCUGCAAUGAUUUAUUUCCUUAACCCUAGGAUUAGACUCAUGUCUUUUUGGGAAACUGCCCAUACAAUUGAAUUACAUUUUUGUGCCUUGCUGUGGUCGCGCUGGUUAUAUUUGUACAAUUCAGGCCUAAAGAUUAAGAUUGAAUUGUUUAAUGGUUACCUGCUUAGGGAAUAUUGCUUUUAUAAAAUAGGUGUUGUUACUGUUUUUUUCUUAGAGACUGUAAAUUAAAGAGACACUGAUUACUUUAA
Morone saxatilis (striped sea-bass) is the source of this 4459-nucleotide messenger RNA. RefSeq names its product thyroid hormone receptor associated protein 3a (gene thrap3a). The transcript is spliced from 11 exons. Gene Ontology annotation, molecular function: DNA binding; mRNA binding; transcription coregulator activity. The record is from RefSeq and is a predicted model, not a curated record. Lineage: Eukaryota; Metazoa; Chordata; Actinopteri; Moronidae. Gene Ontology annotation, biological process: positive regulation of transcription by RNA polymerase II; mRNA processing. The coding region runs from base 190 to 3003 and encodes 937 amino acids. Gene Ontology annotation, cellular component: exon-exon junction complex; mediator complex.